This is a messenger RNA of Capsella rubella, 1999 nucleotides long. RefSeq names its product protein plastid transcriptionally active 16, chloroplastic. The transcript is spliced from 5 exons. The record is from RefSeq and is a predicted model, not a curated record. The coding region runs from base 112 to 1842 and encodes 576 amino acids. Lineage: Eukaryota; Viridiplantae; Streptophyta; Magnoliopsida; Brassicales; Brassicaceae.
CUGUCUUGUGCACUCUAUCAUCGCCAUGGUGUCUCAUCUUCAAUGUAUGGCAUCUACAUUGUUUACUUGAGGUACAAGAAAACGGUUUAAGCUCGUUGGUGAUCUCUUCUAAUGGCUUCUAGUUCAACUUCAUUCCUGUUAACCACCGCGCCACCGCAGGGUGUCCGGUUUAACCCGAGAAAACCUAGGUUAACCGUGUGGGCUAAGCAAACGGCGUUUCAACUGGGGAAAACGAAGGGCGGUGAUGAUGACUCGGAGGCUAAACAAACCGGUAAAUCUUCAGAUUCGAAACCAUUCGGGUUCAAUUUCGGUAAGUUACCGGACAUGAAGUCACUCAUGCCGGUGGUGACAAACCCUUCCACCGGUUUAGUGUUUGGUAAUAACAGAAAGAAAGAUCCUGGUACGGUUUUUGUGGCCGGUGCUACGGGACAAGCUGGUAUACGCAUAGCUCAAACGCUCUUGCAACGAGGAUUCAGCGUUCGAGCUGGCGUUCCUGACCUUGGAGCCGCCCAAGACCUCGCUCGUGUUGCGGCCACUUACAAGAUUUUAUCAAAUGAGGAAGUCAAGAGGCUAAACGCUGUUCAAUCAACUUUCCAAGACGCUGAAUCAAUCGCAAAAGCCAUAGGAAACGCGACCAAAGUUGUGGUUACGGUCGGGGCGACAGAGAACGGUCCUGACGCACCAGUCUCGACCUCAGACGCUUUGCUCGUGGUCCAAGCGGCUGAGCUUGCUGGCGUAAACCAUGUUGCAAUCGUGUACGAUGGUAGCAUCAGCGGAUCCACGUACAACGUGCUAGACGGUAUUACUUCGUUUUUUGGGAACCUUUUCGCAAAAUCUCAGCCAUUGACUAUCUCUGACCUCAUCGAGAAAGUAGCUCAAACCGAUGUGGCGUACACGCUCAUAAAGACGAGCUUGACGGAGGAUUUCUCCCCGGAGAAAUCUUAUAACGUCGUCGUUUCAGCUGAAGGGAGUAACAGCGGCAGUGGCAGUAGUUCGUCGUCCGAGGCCUACAAAGUUCCCAAGUUGAAGAUUGCGUCGCUGGUUGCAGACAUGUUUGCUAACACGGCCGUGGCAGAAAAUAAGGUGGUGGAAGUUUCUACAGAUCCAUCAGCACCGUUGAGGCCAGUAGAUGAGCUAUUCAGUGUAAUCCCGGAAGAUGGGAGGAGAAAAGUAUACGCAGAUGCGAUCGCAAAGGCAAGAGCCGAGGAAGAAGCUAAAGUUGCAGCUGAGAGAGCCCGAGAAGCAGCAGAAGAAGCGAAAGAGCUUGAGAAACAAAUGCAAAAGCUCUCUUCAAAAGAAGCAGAAGCUGCUAGUUUAGCUGAGGAUGCCAAGCAGAAAGCAGAUGCCGUGGGAAUCACCGUGGACGGUCUAUUUAGCAAGGCUAAAGAUAUCGGAUCGGGUCUCUCCUGGAAUAAACUCGGUUCUCAAUUCGCUACCGCGGUCCAGAACGCUUCAGAGGCAGAGAAAGAAGCAGAAGCUGAGGAAGCCGAGCAGAAAGCAGAUGCCGUGGGAAUCACAGUGGACGGUCUAUUUAGCAAGGCUAAAGAUAUCGGCUCAGGUCUCUCCUGGAAUAAACUCGGUUCUCAAUUCACUACCGCAGUCCAGAACGCUUCAGAGGCACCUAAAGUACAGGUUGCUACGGUCAGAGGACAGGCGAAAGCGAGAAACUUGCCACCCAAGAAAGCAGUGGUGAAACAGAGAAACGUGAGCGCUAAACCCGCCACAUCAUCUCCUUUUGCAUCCAAAAAGAAGGAAGAGCCUCUGAAGAAGCAGGAGAAAGAGGUGAGGAAAGUGUUUGGAGGACUGUUUAAACAAGAGACCAUCUACGUCGACGACGACUAAAAAACGCCAUAAACGAUGCUGUUUUGGAGUUCCGUACAGUUUCCUUUUUUUAUUUUACUUUCCUUGUGUUUCAAGUUAAAUAUCUGUAAUCAUAUUUAUUAAAAAUUCCUUAUGAAGUUAUGAUAUAACGAAAAGGAAAAUACAAUAUGAAGCAAAA